This is a messenger RNA of Rangifer tarandus platyrhynchus (Svalbard reindeer), 1479 nucleotides long. The record is from the annotation of a GenBank genome assembly. NCBI's taxonomy places the organism in Eukaryota, Metazoa, Chordata, Mammalia, Artiodactyla, Cervidae.
AUGCCCACCAAUGGCCUGCACCAGGUGCUGAAAAUCCAGUUUGGCCUCGUCAAUGACACUGACCGCUACCUGACGGCCGAGAGCUUUGGCUUCAAGGUCAAUGCCUCAGCACCCAGCCUCAAGCGGAAGCAGAUGUGGGUGCUGGAGCCAGACCCAGGGGAGGGCACUGCUGUGCUGUUUCGCAGCAGCCACCUGGGCCGUUACCUGUCAGCCGAGGAGGACGGGCGUGUGGCCUGCGAGGCGGAGCGGCCGGGUCGCGACUGCCGCUUCCUGGUCCUGCCGCAGCCCGACGGACGCUGGGUGCUGCAGUCAGAGCCGCACGGCCGCUUCUUCGGUGGCACCGAGGACCAGCUGUCCUGCUUCGCCACGGCCAUCACCCCGGCUGAGCUGUGGACGGUGCACCUGGCCAUCCACCCGCAGGCCCACCUGCUGAGCGUGAGCCGGCGGCGCUACGCACACCUGUGCCCGCAGGAGGACGAGAUCGCGGCCGACAGCAACACGCCGUGGGGUGUGGACGCGCUCAUCACGCUCAUCUUCCAGAACCGGCAGUACUGCCUCAAGUCCUGUGACAGCCGCUACCUGCGCAGUGACGGCCGCCUCGUCUGGGAGCCCGAGGCUCACGCCUGCUACACGCUUGAGUUCAAGGCGGGCAAGUUGGCCUUCAAGGACUGCGAUGGCCGCUACCUGGCACCCGUGGGCCCCGCGGGCACUCUCAGGGCGGGCCGCAACACACGGCCUGGCAAGGAUGAGCUCUUCGACCUGGAGGAGAGUCACCCGCAGGUGGUCCUGGUGGCUGCCAACCACCGCUAUGUGUCAGUGCGGCAAGGGGUCAAUGUCUCAGCCAACCAAGAUGAAGAACUGGAUCACGAGACCUUCCUGAUGCAAAUUGACCAGGAGACAAAGAAGUGCACCUUCUAUUCCAGCACUGGGGGCUACUGGACCCUGGUCACCCAUGGGGGCAUCCAGGCCACAGCUACACAAGUUUCUGAGAACACCAUGUUUGAGAUGGAGUGGCGGGGCCGACGGGUGGCCCUCAAGGCCAGUAACGGGCGCUAUGUGUGCAUGAAGAAGAAUGGGCAGCUGGCAGCCAUCAGCGAUUUUGUGGGGGAGGACGAGGAGUUCACGCUCAAGCUCAUCAACCGGCCCAUCCUGGUCCUGCGCGGCCUGGACGGCUUCGUCUGCCACCGACGUGGCUCCAACCAGCUGGACACCAACCGCUCGGUCUACGACGUGUUCCACCUGAGCUUCAGCGACGGCGCCUACCAGAUCCGAGGCCGCGGCGGCGGGUUCUGGCACACCGGCAGCCACGGCAGCGUGUGCAGCGAUGGCGAGCGCGCCGAAGACUUCCUAUUUGAGUUCCGGGAGCGCGGCCGCCUGGCCAUCCGGGCUGGGAGCGGCAAGUACUUGCGCGGCGGCGCCUCGGGGCUUCUGCGGGCGGACGCAGACGCGCCGGCAGGGGUCGCACUCUGGGAAUACUGA